ACUAGGUGCGGCGUCGCGUCGACACGAGCCUGCGGCGUGCCCCGGCUGCUAUGCUUGUCCGCGGUGUAAUGCGCCUGCCUUGUCCAUCUCCAUCUCGCGUCAGUUGCUGUACGUGGCGUGCUGCUCGUACUGUCACUGGCGCCACGGUGAUGCUUGUGAGGAGCUGGAGGGACUCCUCGCCUCCCUGUCGGCUGUGACGGCGUCGAACUCGAUGCCGCCCUGUCACCGUGCUGCCGCCGAGUGGCGUCGCUCGAGCGGUGGGGAGCGGGAAGCCCACGGGGAGGCGUCGUCGAGCCUCUCCCGCUCGGCAAACUCGGAGUUUACCGGAGCGGCCGUGGCGGUGGGCGGGGCAGCCCCAAGGCACGCCGCUGUGGCGCUGGAGGAGCUUCGAAACGCCAUUUGUGAGCGAGCGUUGAAGAGUGCGGGCAGUCCGCCUGGGCGGGGCCGCUUCGCCGCGCCGUGCGAAACCGCCACGGCGUCGCCUGAAGCUGGGGACAGAAAGGCAGCAACUUUGCUUCAGGGCAACGCUGAUGCCUUUGUACGGGGGACGCAGCUGGAGCAACAUGGAUCUUUUUUUCCGUGCACGCAUUCGUUCUGGGCUAACCAAGGCGUGAACUCUGUGAAGCCUCCAUAUUUGCUGCUGCAAAGCACGCGCCUACCGCUGCUGGCUAUGGUACUUCCUUCCCCUCAGGAUGUGAUGGAUGUGAGCGUUGGGGCGCGUCGCUUGAAUUCUCCAAUUCUCUUUGUGGUAAAUGGCGUGCGGCGGGAUCCUUCUUUUGGAAGGGUUAAGCAGGUGCUUCAUGCACAUGGUGGCAGUGGGGGUCAACACUGUCAAGUCGCCACGGUGCAGUUGGCUGCUGCAUUAUACCUCCCUGUGCUUCAGCUUCAACGACGCCAACAUGCGCUCGACGAAUCGCGGAGGUGGUUCACGUGGCGCAAUUUUGGUGAAGAGUCGCUGGGCAUUUGUCGCUUCACAAUGGAGAAGCAGGUGGGUGGUGUCUUUGCGUGCUCUCUGGUCAUUGCGGCGGGUGCUGACGCCAGUGAGUGGGUGACCCUUCCUCCACGCCUCGGUAAUUGUGCCUCGACGCGGGAGGCGUUUUCUGUAACUCUUCAGCGCAUCGGCGAGGAAAGGGCAAACGUCAUGGUUGGCUUCGUUGUGGAGGUGCUGACGAUGCUGCCGCCAUGGCGUGGCGAAGUAGCGAAGGAAGCAGCUGGCCCUGAGGUCUCCGCUUCGGUGGAAGGGGCGGAGGGAGCUUUCAGGAAGCGUCAGCAUGUUGUGAGGUACGGUUUAACGAUCACAUGGUAG
Trypanosoma conorhini is the source of this 1306-nucleotide messenger RNA. RefSeq lists its product as uncharacterized. The record is from RefSeq and is a predicted model, not a curated record. The annotation marks the transcript as partial. The transcript has a single exon. Lineage: Eukaryota; Euglenozoa; Kinetoplastea; Trypanosomatida; Trypanosomatidae.